AAUUCAAAGGUUAAGGUUUGAAAGGUCUUUAUUCUUCUUCCUUCUCUUCUUCACUUACGUUACGUCCUUAACGCGCUCUCACACUCCUGUCUUUAUCUUUUCGGGUGGGUUUCAUUCGUAAAACAGCAAGGACUACGGAACAACACAAGACAUGACAAAACAGUACCGCAUAGAUAUAUGGCGAUAAUAAUUUUAUAUUCGAAAAUAAAAUGAAUAUUUUCAUAUUUUUUAUAGUUGUACUGUGAACAAAAAAUGUACCGUAGUUAGUGAGGAACAAAAGUUGUCUAGUAAAAUCCAUGUUUUUUAGCUGAUCAAACGCGCUAUCUAUCUAUCUCUCUCUCAUGUUAUCUUCCUCAACCACUUCUCACUGUUCCCAUUCCUUACAAUUCAUAUUCAUUUUCCACUUUUUUCUUCUCUUUUCCACUUUUUUUCUCAUAUCUUUCAUCUCUUUUCAACUUUACCCUUUUCUCUUUUUCCCACUAAACAUUCAUCAAAUAUAUAAUUCAUUUCAAUCACUUCAAUUUAUCACCUUGAUGAUCACAAAAUGAAGUGUUUCUUCUUCAAAGAAAAAUCCAAAUCCGCCCCAGAAUUGCAGAACAAGAAGAAGAACAAGAAUCCUGCUUUCAACCGUGCAACAAACUCAACUGGCUCUAUAUCUUCUCCCAGAAGUGUGAAGGAUUUGUACAGAGAAAAAGAACAUAGUUUUAGAGUUUUCACUCUUCAUGAACUUAGAGAUGCUACCAAUGGUUUCAAUAGGAUGCUCAAGAUUGGUGAAGGAGGUUUUGGAAGUGUUUAUAAAGGAUCAAUUUUGCCACCAAAUGGACAAGGUGAUCCAAUUAUAGUUGCUAUCAAAAGGCUUAACACUCGUGGAUUUCAGGGUCAUAAAGAAUGGCUUGCAGAAGUUCAAUUUCUCAGCAUUGUUAAUCACCCAAAUUUGGUUAAGCUUUUGGGAUAUUGCUCUGUAGACGGAGAAAGAGGAAUCCAACGGCUAUUGGUGUAUGAGUUCAUGCCAAACAGAAGCUUGGAAAAUCACCUUUUUAGUAAAACUUUACCAACCCUUCCAUGGAAAACAAGAUUGGAAAUCAUGCUUGGUGCUGCUGAAGGAUUAGCUUAUCUACAUGAGGGAUUGGAGAUACAGGUGAUCUACCGAGAUUUCAAAUCUUCAAAUGUCCUAUUGGAUGAGGAUUUCCACCCGAAGCUCUCAGAUUUUGGUCUUGCAAGGGAAGGGCCACAAGGGGAUCAGACUCAUGUAUCUACUGCGGUAGUUGGGACACAAGGAUAUGCCGCGCCGGAGUAUAUUGAAACAGGUCAUCUCAAAGUCCAGAGUGACAUGUGGAGUUUUGGGGUCGUACUCUACGAAAUCCUCACAGGAAGACGAUCAUUAGAAAGAAAUCGUCCAACAGCUGAACAGAAACUACUAGAUUGGGUUAAACAGUAUCCUGCUGACAGUAACAGAUUCAGCAUAAUUAUGGACCAGCGACUUAGGAACCAAUAUCCGAUCGCUGCAGCUCGCAAAAUAGCAAAGAUAGCUGAUAGUUGCUUGAAGAAGAAUCCAGAAGAUAGACCAACUAUGAAUCAGAUAGUGGAAGGGUUGAAACAAGCAUUGGAAUAUUCAGAAAUGUCAAACACUCCUCACGAUAAUGCUGAAUCGUCUCGGUCUAAAUUGGUUCAGAGAAGUAAAUAGAACUUAGAAUUCUUUUUUUUAUAUAAAUUUUUAGGACCAGGGAACAUAUAUCAGUUAAUGAUGAGUUGAAUUAGAAGCAUUCUGGUCAAUCUUUGAAGUCAGAGUGGGGGUUUGGAUGAUUUUUCUUUUCUGUGGUUUGAAGUUUCUUGUUAGUUUGGUCCAUUGUUGUUUCUUAUACUUUGUCAACCAUUAGAGCUUAAUGUUAUAUUUAUACAAAUAGUCAUUACUUGGAAUUGGAAGUGCACAAGGUCAAUUCAA
This is a messenger RNA of Trifolium pratense (red clover), 1942 nucleotides long. Its product is annotated as probable serine/threonine-protein kinase PBL19. Gene Ontology annotation, biological process: protein phosphorylation. Gene Ontology annotation, molecular function: ATP binding; protein kinase activity. The transcript is spliced from 4 exons. Lineage: Eukaryota; Viridiplantae; Streptophyta; Magnoliopsida; Fabales; Fabaceae. Bases 545 to 1684 code for a protein of 379 amino acids. The record is from RefSeq and is a predicted model, not a curated record.